Molecule: messenger RNA, 1313 nt
Organism: Pistacia vera
Lineage: Eukaryota; Viridiplantae; Streptophyta; Magnoliopsida; Sapindales; Anacardiaceae
Exons: 3
Coding region: 235-951 (238 amino acids)
Biological process (GO): phospholipid metabolic process; arachidonate secretion
Molecular function (GO): A2-type glycerophospholipase activity
Source: RefSeq, a predicted model, not a curated record
GAAUCGUCGCUGCUUUUCUCUUCUUCUUUCUUUCAGUCUCUCCUCCCUUUUCUCAUUCUCUUCUUCUUCCAUUCCUCCCUGUUUGUUUCCCCAGAUAACCAAGGAAAAUUCAUAAGACAUCGUAUCAAAAUUCCAGCUUUUCCUUCUCUUCUCUUGUUCGGUCCAAAAUUACUAAAGGAGUGAAUUAAUGGUGGCUGUAAUCUGUAAUAUGGUGACAUCUUGCCUUUGCUGAAGAUGAAAUUUGAUUUUCUUAGUAUUGGAUGGUCCAGUAUCCAUUCAAAAGAGGAUAUGCAAGAAAACCUUGAAUCAAAGGCCGUACUGUUGGAACAGUCAGAACCAAAGGCGGGUUUUGACAUCAAGCUAUGGGGCUGGUCCCUCGUAUCUCUUAUUCCUUGGGCGAUUAAUACUAGAGACAAUAGUCGAGGACCAACAACUAUAAACAGAAGGUUGAAGAAACGUGCUCAGCAACAAGGGUUUAAUGACCCUAUUCUCAGAGGUAACCCUGUGAAAUUUCGACCAUAUGUGUCAAAGGUCCCAUGGCAUAAAGGUUCAAGAGCAUUUCUUUCCCAGCUUUUUCCUAGAUAUGGACACUAUUGUGGGCCAAAUUGGUCAAGUGGGAAAGACAACGGCUCUCUUAUUUGGGACAGGAGACCGAUUGAUUGGUUGGAUUAUUGCUGUUAUUGCCAUGAUAUGGGUUAUGACACUCAUGAUCAGGCUGAAUUGCUAAAAGCUGACUUGGAGUUUCUUGAAUGCUUGGAGAGGCCGCACAUGAAUACUAUAGGAGAUGCUGGUGCCGCUAUUAUUUACAGGACAAUGUGCAUCACAGGUCUGAAGACUAUGUUAAUACCGUAUAGAAGACACCUGGUGAAGCUACAGUCUGGACAUCCGUUAUUCGAUUUUAGAUGGUUAAGCAAAGUCAACUGGAGAAGGAUUGAUUUCCAGAAAAGCUGAAAAUAGAUCACGAGUUCUGGGAACUAGCUAGCAACAGUGACACGAGCCCAUAUCUUGCAAUCGCAGCAGGUAGAAGAGCAUAGUUAUCUCGUUUUCUAUUAUUUAUUUUUAUUGGAGUUCUCCUGUGCUAGAGCUAUGGUGAAGCUUCUGUUGGGAAUUAGAACUUCAGAAUCUAGUCUUUCUUUCAUUUUCCCCCUUGCCUACCGUCUCCUAAAUGAUGUAUAUAACUAGCUUAACGACGAUUAAAUUUGCUUGCUAUUACCGGAACAUAAUGUCGAUAUCAGCUUCAAUAAUUUGUAUAUAGAGAUCAAUCUACCCAUUGAUGUAUGUUUGCAGGAUUUACACUUUUUGAUUAUACCGAA